Molecule: messenger RNA, 1194 nt
Organism: Aspergillus puulaauensis
Lineage: Eukaryota; Fungi; Ascomycota; Eurotiomycetes; Eurotiales; Aspergillaceae
Exons: 4
Coding region: 1-1194 (397 amino acids)
Source: RefSeq, a predicted model, not a curated record
AUGGCCUCGCCAUACAUCUCCCAGCAGGGUCUCUCGGCCCUGAUGUGGAUCGGCAUCAUCCUAUCAAUAAUCUUCGUCGCCAUCCGCACGCACGUCCAAUACCGCUACAGCGGCCGCUUCUUCGUCAACGACUACUGGAUCUUCUUCGCCAUCGUCUGCCACCUAGCCACCGCAAUCGUCUACCAGAUCGCGAUCCCGCCCAUGUAUGAGGUCCAGACCUUCGACCCCGAGACGCAGGCCAUGGACGCCGCGUUCAUGGACCGCGCCUCGCUCUUCCUGCGUCUGCAGUUCGCCGUCGACUUCCUGCUCUGGACGACCCUGUGGACGGUCAAGUUCUCGCUGCUCUCGUUCUUCUGGCGCCUGUUUGACUCGGUGCGUUCGCCGAUGAAGGUCUUUUGGUGGACCAUGUGUGCGGUCACGGCUUCGACUUGGGUGACUCUUGUCGUGCUGCAGAAUCUGGCCUGUGAUCCGAUUCGGAAUUUCUUUACCCUAGGAAAAUGCAGCUCCGCGCGAGACGUCUACUACUCGAAUCUCGUCUUCAAGUUCACCGUCGGCACCGAUAUCGCCGGCGACAUACUAAUAAUGCUAAUCCCCUUCCCCCUCCUCCACACGCUCCAAAUCCCGCCGGGGAAGAAAUACAUCCUGGCCGCAAUCUUCUCCUUACCACUAAUCCCCAUCCUCUUCGCGGUCCUGCGUCUGGUAAUCGCAAACCCAGACAGCGGCAACGUCGACCCCGUCAAGUUCCAGCUGUACAGCAUGCUCGAGAACUCCUCGGCCAUCGUGACGUCUUGUCUGCCCUCGCUGCGGUUGUUCGUUGUCAAGCAGGGCUCGGGGCUGGGAUCGCACUCUUAUCGGUAUCGGUCGCGGUCGCGGUCGAAGUAUAACAAGAAGAAUCGGUAUCCGGGGUAUAACCUGGGAGGGGAGUAUGUGGGUGGUGGGCAGGGGGAUUUCUUUGGGAAUAGUGAGGUGCAUGGGCAUCGGGAUGGGGAUGGGGGUGUUGGUGCUAGUAGGAGUCGGAGUCGGUGUGAGUCGACGGUCGAGGCGUUUGGGUUGGAGACGAUGGGGAGUAGAGGGGGGAAUGAGGUGUUAGAUGGGGAUGAGGAUGCGGGCACGGAUAAUUCUGGUGAGAGUCGGAGAGGGAUUGUUGGAGGGAGAAGGGGGGUGCUUGUUACCAGGGAGUUUUCGGUUCGGUGA